This is a messenger RNA of Pelobates fuscus (common spadefoot toad), 3685 nucleotides long. RefSeq names its product phosphoinositide-3-kinase regulatory subunit 5 (gene PIK3R5). The transcript is spliced from 21 exons. Gene Ontology annotation, molecular function: 1-phosphatidylinositol-3-kinase regulator activity. The record is from RefSeq and is a predicted model, not a curated record. NCBI's taxonomy places the organism in Eukaryota, Metazoa, Chordata, Amphibia, Anura, Pelobatidae. Gene Ontology annotation, cellular component: phosphatidylinositol 3-kinase complex, class IB. The coding region runs from base 253 to 2886 and encodes 877 amino acids. Gene Ontology annotation, biological process: positive regulation of MAP kinase activity; G protein-coupled receptor signaling pathway.
GGCAUGGGUUACGGCAGGACAAGGAUAUUGUAAGGAUUCUGCACUGUGCAACAGUAGCCAAGCAAAGGUUAUCAAUCUUAUCAGAUAAAAAUGGCAAGUACUGGUCCUGAGCCACACAACGGUCCAUAGAGGGAAUGAACAAAGUGGGUCCUUUUGAGAGGCAUGGUUCAACAGAGAUGGUUCGUCAAAGCCAAGAGACAUAGACAACAUAGUCAACAUCACCGUGGCAAGAUAUAAAGGUCAUGCCUUAAGAUGGCAAAUACAACCUGCACUGAGGACAGGAUUCAACAUGCUCUAGAAAGAUGUCUUCAUGGACUAAGUAGGAGUGAUGGGUCUUCUCCAACCUGGACCGCUGGGCUCUGCCUGAACUACUGGAGUCUGGAAGAGCUUGUCAACCGGGACCCGGACAACUUCAUAAUUCUAGCUGAGAAGGUCCUGGAAAGAACUAGAGCUGCACAGGAAAAAUGUGAAUAUGACCUCCUCGCUCCUCUAGCCCUGGUGUUCUAUUUUGCCGUCCUGCGGACGCCGUGUAUCCCUGCUGGGUGUGACUUGCUCACAAACGCCUUUGAGACUUUCCACGUUUUUCUCACGUGGCCAUCCCCAUAUUGCAAUAUUUACCAGGAGAUCCUUAGUUUCAUUAGCGAGGAGCAGAAAGCACCAGGAAUCACUUACCAGCGUCUGGUGAGAGCAGAGCAGGGCCUGCUGACCACGUCCUUCCAGUCCAGCACGGUCACGGUGCUGCUGGUGAACCCCACAGAGCUACCCAAGGAGUUUAUGAAUGUUGCGGAACGUCUGAGCAGCACAGAGCAAUCCGCCCCUCAGAUGUACAUCUCCCUGAUAAAGCACAUGUACCAAGCCACCCUGGGAUCUGCGUGCAACAUCACAACGCUGGGCAACAACCUCCAGAGUAAAAAACAAGAGGAGUUGCAAGCCAUCUAUUCAGAAUUGACAGACGUGUUGGAGUCUGCAGCAGGAGCCCCAGAAGACCGAGGAACACAGAGAGAGAGUCUGAAAGCCAGACUGCAGGACAUUGGACAGAAAGCAGGCUUUUUGGCAGGCAGUACAGAAACGAACAAUGGAGUUAAAUUCCAAACCAUCGCAUUGCCGGUUCCCAAAUGUUACACAUACAGAUGGGAUCAGGACAACUUUGAUAUCCUACAUGACAUCCUACAGACAGAGGAGGAGCUUGUAUCGUUGUCUUUGGAGGAUGACGUAAAUGAAGAAGAGGAAGAAGACGAUGAUGACGAUGGCAAUGUUGAUGAAGAAGAGGAAAUGGCUGAUGAUGGCUCCCAGCGUAAUUCUGUAUUCUCAAACCCCGGUAAACGUUACGUGUACUGGAACACGCCUAACGAACAGAAGGAGGAUACAAUGAUUAGCAACCAUUCUGUGUCAUUUGUUUCAAGCCUCUCUAGCUGUGUGGACAGUGGUUACAUUGAAGACAGUGACGAGAGCUCCCAAGAGUCUCCAGACAAGACAGAAUAUAAGGAUGAAACACCCAACCGCAAGCUUAAACAGAAAAUCCGCCAGUUCUUUAAAUCCAAACAUCUUCAUAACAAGUACAAACCGAAGGCUGAUGCCAUGGUUUGCUCCCCUCACUCAUUACUCACUCCAUUCCCAUCUGUACAAGAGACACUCCCCUUGCGUCGAGCUGGCAGUUUAUGCACACCUCCAGUGCGGAGAGUCCCAGCCCGGUCAAAGAGAUCCCAAUCUCUCCCACAGCAUGCCCUAGGUGCCCAUUUCUUUGAGGUCCUGCAGAACCAGAACAUGUCUUUGAAGAAGAGGCCAUUCCUGAGCUGCGACGAGGACCUCAAAGUCUCCACAUUGAGGGUUGUGGUGUUUGGCUCAGACCGUAUUUCUGGAAAAUUGGCUCGCGCUUAUAGCAAUCUACGAAUGAAGGAGAGCAAUUACCCAUUUUUGACGAGAUUCUAUAAGCUUCAGUUAUACUACAUUCCGGUUAAAAGGAACCAGUCAAGCCCAAACACAGCACUGACAGGGCCUGAAUCCCCACUGAAAUCUCCGAUACAUCCAGGACGGCCUACUCCAGAGGAAAUUUCCGAGGAUGAAGAAAGCACUAAUGAUAUCUCACAUUAUAUCAGCAUGCUGGAUCCUUGGUACAAGAGAAACAUCCAGGGUUUGAUGGCCUUACCCACAUCUGCUCUCUGCCAGUUUUCAAAACAUGAGAAUGGCCAAGAGUCUCCCCAGAUGCCUAUCCUGACUGACAUGUUACUGUAUUACUGCCGGUUUGCUACACGGUCGAUGCUCUUGCAGUUAUACCAAGCAGAGAUCACAUUUGAUGGUGGCAGAAAGCAGACUGAAGUCUUUAUCCAGUCCCUGGAGCUGGGGCACUCUGCCGCUCUGAGAGCAAUAAAAGCAUCAGGUCCUGGAUGCAAGAGGUUUGGUAUUGAUGGAGACAGAGAAGCUAUCCCAUUUACACUACAGAUUGUCUACAGUAAGUCGACCAUCAGUGGCCGCAGUCGGUGGAAUAAUGGAGAGAAGGUGUGUACGUCCGUCAGCCUGAGAAAAGCGUGCAAUACGUAUGAAGAACUAGAUACCAAAAUGGAGUGCUUGAAUCUGACUGUGAGGGAAGUUGUUAAAAGACAGAACUCGAAGACCAAGAAGAGUUUUAAUCUGAUAAACAUAUCACAAAUCAAGGUGGACAAAGCUCAGAUUAUCGCACAGCAUGGUGGAACUUUUCCUUUAUGCGUGGACCAAGACGAGCGGAAAAUCCUCCAAAGGGUGAUAAAGUGUGAAGUGUCGCCGUGUUACAAGCCAGAGAGCAGAAACUUUCGCAGAACGAAAACGCCACCUUGGUCCCCAGCAAUGCACGAUCAGUUUUGCUCCCUGCUUUGUUUACCAAUUGCUACAUUCAGUGGAGCUCAGCUAUAAACUGAAUUACAGCUAAUUUAUAAAGACAUAAGAGUGAAAUUAACGCCCAGGUUGGAGAUGAAAAAAAAAUAUGACUGCUCAUUGAAUAAUCUGUUCAUCAUUAAGUUUAUUCUUGCCUGAAAACAGCUGGAUUAUAUUCUGGCCUUACGUGGAAUAGACCAACCUUUAACGGCGAAAGCAAUAUUUAAACAUAAUUUCGCUUUUCGAUCUACCGCUGUCCCCUUGCCUUUUUUUGGAAUGUUUUCGAUAUACCCAUUUCCACAUCAACUGGAGAGAUCAUACAAAGGAUCGAUAUUUAGGAGAGGGGUCACUAUCGCACUCAAUAUUAUCCAACCAGCAAGUUUGCUGAGCUGAUUUUACUAACUUUAAACUAGUGGAUGAGUGGAGAUCUCCAAACUUGUAUAUACACUGAGGUGUCUGCGUGAACGUUCUCGAACAGAUACCUUCCUGAUUGCACUUAUAACUAUGUUCUUAACAGGUGCGAGGUUUUACUCAGCAGCUUUUGUAUUGAUAUUCGAUGUAUUUAUUAUUAAUUCUUACUGCACUGCGUUCCUGUCCAUUCUGACAUUGAUGCACUGUAACUGUAGAGGCAUUCAGAACCGGAUUCAAACAGAUGUCUACAGUACCUUUCGGUCAUAUCCGACAUUUAUACUUCAGUGUAUUUUCUGCAUAAAUUCUCCAUCUUUAGAGCAGCAAUACUGGAGGCUAUAUUAAAAUAAGAAAUUCUAUUUUCUCCUGCCUGGAAGUUUAGAACUGUAGAGUGAAGCCUAAAGGUGGCUGCCUAUACCGAUGACUCACA